This is a messenger RNA of Lucilia sericata (common green bottle fly), 3514 nucleotides long. RefSeq names its product GATA zinc finger domain-containing protein 6. Gene Ontology annotation, biological process: regulation of transcription by RNA polymerase II. NCBI's taxonomy places the organism in Eukaryota, Metazoa, Arthropoda, Insecta, Diptera, Calliphoridae. Gene Ontology annotation, molecular function: protein binding. The record is from RefSeq and is a predicted model, not a curated record. Bases 314 to 2557 code for a protein of 747 amino acids. Gene Ontology annotation, cellular component: nucleus. The transcript has 5 exons.
AGUGAGCAAACACGAUACAAAGGUGGUGGACACGCAGAAAAUUUCGAAUUAAGCGAGACAAAAAAAUAAUAGAAAAACAAAAAGACAUUUUUUAAAAUAUAAAAAAGUAAAACGUAACGGAUUUUUGAAAAUAAAAAUAGUAAAUGUAACGGUUUUUUAGGUAACGGUUAAAAAGUUUGAAUAAUAAAGUAAUUAAAAACACCUAAAAUUUUACAGUAAUGAAGAAAUAAAUAGCAGAAAAUAAAUUUUAUGACUUAAAUCUUUAUAAAUUCUAAAAUUAAUGUUAAAAAAAAAACAAUAUUAAAACUAAAUUAUGGAACAUAAUAAUGCAACAACAACUUCAACAACGAAUUUGCGCCAACAGCAGCAGCAACAACAACAACAAUCGUCUAGAGAACAACAAUUAACACAAAAAUUACAAGAGCAACAGCUUCAUCACCAGCAACAACAACAAACAAAUAAUAACAACAAUGAAAAUCAACAACAAUUUUGCUUAAGAUGGCAUAAUCAUCAGACCAGUUUAUUAAGUACACUGCCCGUAUUACUUGAUCAAAGUCAUUUAACAGAUGUCACUAUAUCAGCCGAAGGACGCACUUUACGUGCCCAUCGUGUGGUUUUAAGUGCUUGCAGUUCUUUCUUUUUGGAAAUUUUUCGCACUCUAGAAUCGACUCAUCAUCCGGUUAUUAUAAUACCCGGGGCCUCUUUUAAUGCCAUUGUAUCGUUGCUAACGUUUAUGUAUUCGGGUGAGGUGAAUGUGUAUGAGGAACAGAUACCUAUGCUUUUGAGUUUGGCCGAGACUUUAGGCAUUAAGGGUUUGGCAGAUGUGCAUAAUAAUUUACAGAAACCUUGUAAAACCCCGGCAGACAAAGAACCUUUACAUAGUCCUAAGGAGGAAUUGCUGAAAUCACCCACGCCCCCUUCUCCACCGCCUACUGCAGCCUCCUCAACUGUUAACUUUACUUUGCCUACCACACCCGCCUCUUCAGCCAAUUUAAAUAACUCGUUGCCGGCAGCCAAUUUUAAUCCUCUUUUAUCUACAAAAUUUCCCUCUCCCUUGGAAAAUUUCUUUUUGAAAUCUUUACAAUUCUAUCCCAAUCUAAUGCACCAGCCUUUGAACUUCUCCCAAACUGCCUUAAAUAAGACUUCGGACCUAUUGGCCAAAUAUCAACAACAAUGUAAUCUUUAUCAAGCCAAUAUGGCUAUUACUCCCAAAGACUUAUUGCCCUCCCUCAUGCACUCGGAGGAAGAUUUACAAAUGGCCAAAAGAUUUUGUUCGGGUUUGGAUAAGAAAACUGCUCUCAGCUCCCAACAAUUGCAGCAAAAUCAGCUUUCUCUACAGCAGCAAAAAGACAUCAAACGUAUCGACAAAAUAGUGAAAAAUUUGCGUGUUUCAAGUAACGCCGCCAGUGGUAGUGCGAGCUCUAGCAGUAAACUUGAAAAGGGGGCAUCUGAUAAUUUAAGCAACUCCCCCUUAUCAACACAUUUACAUGCACAACUUUCGCCCUUAAGCAUUAAAACUUCUAUGGAUAACUACAGCUCCACUCCCUCUCCCUUAAUCAACAGCAAAUCUUCACUCUUCUCGAACACUAGCAACACCGACACCUCUAGUCCUUUGCACUCACAAUUACCCUAUAAUAUCUCGCCCGAGGAUCAAUUGAAACUACAGCAACAUUUAGAUAAAUAUGCUCAAUCUUGUGCUCGCACCAUGGAAGUGGCCAAUGAAAGUUUAAAAAAUGAGGCGGCCAGAUUAAUGUCUAAUGAAAAACUUAGCUCCUCCCAGAGUCCACAAACUAAGCCUCCUUCCAACUCAAAAUUAUAUGCCACUUGUUUUAUUUGUCACAAACAAUUGAGCAAUCAAUAUAAUUUAAGAGUGCAUUUGGAAACGCAUCAAAAUGUGAGAUAUGCCUGUAAUGUUUGUUCUCAUGUCUCGCGCAGUAAGGAUGCUUUGCGUAAACAUGUUUCCUACAGACACCCGGGGGCUCCCUCGCCCUGUGAAACUGAGGCCAGAAGGAAAAGGGCCAAUAAGGUUUUAGCCUCCCAGUUAAAUGCUGCUGCAAUGGCUCAUACCUCACCCUCCUCGGGGGAGGUAACACCCACCUCACCCAAUACUUUAACACAUUUUCCCACAGCCUCUACCACCAGCAGCAGCUCUACAACAAAUGAUUUGAAUUGCAAUGAAAGUUCCGCUUUAACAGCCGCCCAAUUAAGUUCAGCCUAUCAAAUGUUUAUGCCCAAUCAAUUUCAUUUAGCGGCUGCGGCAGCUCAACAACAACAGCAUCAACAACAAACAAACGAACAACAAUCACCAAACUGUUCAGUGGCUUCUUUACCUCCGAAAGAUUUUAGCCAUAAUUUAAGCUCUGCAACCUCCUCCUCCACCACUUCCACAUUUUUAAAUAACACACCAUGUAGUCCUUCACACGAAAACACGAAAUCAUCCCCCGUACCCACCAAUAAUUCUACAACCUCUCCUCACAAUCCUAACGAUCUUUCUAAUCCGACGAAUACUAAUAAUGUAGAAGCGAGCUUAAGUCCUAAUUUGAAUACUUCUAAUUAAGGACUUUUUAGAAGAUAAUUAAUGUUUUCUUUGGGAAAACAAAUUAGCUAAAUACCACCGCUAUGUUACUUUACUUUAAAAAAAAAAAACCUUCCCAAUGUCUAGUCCCAACUGUGAUAUAUUUGAAAAAAGUCAUCAUUUUGUUAAAAACUUUUAAACUUUCCCAAAAAAGGACUAUUGUGUGAAGAAAAUAAAGAUUUUGAAACUUUUUCUUUAGAUUAAAGGCUAGUCUACGGUUUAGUCUAUAAAAUAGUCUAUAGUCUUUUCUAUAGUCUAGUCGAUAGUUUAGUCUAUAGAAUAGUCUAUAAUCUAGUGUUUAGUCUAGUGUAUAGUCUAUAGUCCAGUCUAUAGUCUAGCCUUUGUCUAGUCUAUAGUCUAUUCUAUAGCCUAGUCUUUAGUCUAUGCUAUAGUCUAGUCUAUAGUCCAGUCUAUAGUAUAGUCUAUAGUCCAGUCUAUAAAUUAGUCUUCAGUCUAGUCUAUAGUGUAGUCUAUACUCCUGUCUAUAGUCCAGUCUAAAAUCUUGUCUAUAGUCCAGUCUAUAUUGUAGUCUAUAGUCUAAUCUAUAGUCCAGUUUAUAGUCUAGUCUAUAGUCUACUCUAUAGUCUAUAUUUAUCUAGUUUCUUCUCUUCUCUUUAGUUUUUUCACAAAGUUUACGCUUUAUCUCUUUCAACACAAUAGUUCUUCUCAAAUUUUGUCUUAUUAUGUUAUUUAAUAAUUCCUUUCUUAUUAUUUAAUAUUUAAAAUAUUGGAGGCUUAUCUUAGUUUUAAAUUACUAGUUGAUUUAUGUUUCUUUACAAAAGAUUUUUUGUUAAUUAUUGACUCCUAUGGCGUAUAAAUGGAUAAUAGACUUAUUCAUGUUUCCCCUAAGCAAAAAACUAAAAAUAUCACGAAUAUUCCAUGAAAUUUUCAAUGGUUUACAUAAUUCCAUAUUUCGAUUUUUGUUUCACUCGAAUAUUC